AAAAGUUGGCGCUGAAAACAGCACCCGCGUAAUUUUAAUUUACUUUAAUAAUUCGUAUAAUUAUAUUUUAAAAAAUUUAUAAAGCUCUACUGAAAUAUUUUAGUAAUGUUACAAAAAAAUUAGCAACAAUAAAUUAGUCUAAACCUUUAUCAAUCUAAGAAUCCAGUAAAAAAUGUUAAUAUUUUAUUGAAUCAGUUUUACAUACAAGUUGACCUCGAUAUUUAAAAUAUUCACAUUCAACAUAUAAAUAAUUAAUGAUACGAUAAAAAACAGAUAACAGCUGAUAACCAGCUGACAUUGGACAGCUAGUGUAAUAAACAUGGCGUUCCAAAGAACACUGAUUUUAAAAACCUCAAAUAUUUUUCAUAUAAAUAUUGCUAGAAAGCUGUCUUUAUCAGUAUCAUCAAAAAAUAAAUGUUCAUUUAAUUGGCAAGAUCCAUUUGAUAUUGAAUCACAAUUAACACAAGAUGAAAUAAUAGUAAGAGAUCAAUUUAAAUCAUACUGCCAAGAAAAAUUACAGCCAAGAAUAAUUGAUGCAUUUAGAAAUGAACAUUUUGAUAAAAAAAUUAUGAAAGAAUUAGGUGAUAUUGGUGUACUUUGUUCAACACUAAAGGGCUAUGGUGCAGCUGGUGUAUCAUCAGUAGCUUAUGGUUUAAUUACAAAAGAAAUUGAAUCAAUUGAUAGUGGAUACAGAUCUUCAUAUUCUGUACAAAAUCUUGCUGCAGUUGCUAUUGAUAGCUGGGGAACAGCUGAACAAAAAGAUAAAUAUCUACCAAAACUAGUCAAUGGUGAUUUAAUUGCUUGCUUUGGUCUUACUGAACCAAAUCAUGGAAGUGAUCCAGCUGGAAUGGAAACUCGUGCAAUUUAUUAUCCAGAAAAAAAAAUUUACAAAUUACGUGGUAGUAAAACAUGGAUAACAAAUUCUCCAGUUGCUGAUGUACUUGUAAUAUGGGCAAAAUGUGAAGAUGAAAAAAUACGUGGUUUUAUUGUUGAACGUGAUGGUAAUGAAUUGACACUUGGUACACCAAAAAUACAAGGAAAAGUUUCAUUAAGAGCAUCAGCAACUGGUAUGAUAUUGAUGGAUGAUGUUGUGGUGCCAGAAGCCAACAUGAUACCAGGUGUAACUGGACUAAAGGGACCAUUUGCUUGUUUAAAUCAUGCAAGAUAUGGAAUUGCUUGGGGUGCACUUGGUGCUGCUGAACAAUGUAUGAAAAUAGCAAAUUCUUAUGUUCUUGAAAGAAAACAAUUUCAAAGACCACUUGCAUCAAACCAAUUGGUACAAAAAAAAUUAGCUGAUAUGAUGAGUGAAAUUGCAAUUAGUUUACAGGCUUGUCUUCGAGUUGGACGAUUGAAGGAUCAAGACAAAGCCACACCUGAAAUGAUUUCUUUGAUAAAAAGAAAUUCAGCUGCAAAAGCUAUUAAUAUUGCACGUGUUGCUCGUGACAUGCUUGGUGGCAAUGGAAUAUCUGAUGAGUAUCAUGUCAUCAGGCACAUGGUUAAUCUUGAAUCUGUCAUAACUUACGAAGGCACUGAUGAUAUUCAUUGUCUUAUUCUUGGACGUGCUAUCACUGGAAUUCCAGCAUUCUCUGGUUAAUAUUAUUAACUAAAAAAAUGUAAAUUUAUUUGUCAUUUACAUUAGAGCUAAAAUUCAUUGUUUUAUUUCUAUACAAAUUAUUAUUAUUAUUGUUAUUUCAAAAACGCUCUGUUAUUGAAAAAAUAAACAUUUUUUUUUUUUUGUUUUCAUUCAUUCUUAACAUUGAUUUAUCAUGUUAAAAUUAUAAAAAAUAAAAAAUUAAAUAAUAAAAAAAAAACGGGGCAUAAUACAAUAUUAACUUUUGAAAAUAAUAAAUAAAUUAAGUUUAAUUCCUAAGUAAUAAAUUAAUUACAUUUUUAAUUUCAUAAUAAUUUUUUUUGUUUUGUUUUUUUUUUUUUUUUCUUUUAAAAUCAAUUACAACACACAUUUCGUGCAAAAGUGUAAAGAGGUUUUUUUUUUUUUUUUUGUCUUGUUCUUAGUGCUACACUCAAAUAUACUUUUACGAUUUAAAUUGUGUUUAAUAAUUUUUUUUUUCUUUUUUAAGCUACAAUAAGCUCUUCGUUAAAACGUUAGUAACAUUGUAGUUUACAGUUAAUUAACAACUGUUGAUGUUGAUGGAUCAUCAUUAAAAUAUGUGUCUAUUACAUAGGUACACAUUUUAUUUAUUAUUAUCAUCAAUGCUGGAAUUGAAUCAUCAAAGUAUCAACCAUCAAAAAAAGCACAUGCCUUUUGAUAAUAUAUAAUUUAUCUUUUAUAGAUUUUUUUUUUUCCCAAAUAGAUUCGAUCCCAGCAUGCACAAAUUAUAUCUACAUUUAUAAAGGAAUGUUUUUUUAAAAUAUAAACAAAAAUAAAGAAAAAGCUAAUAACACUUUUUGAUUUUUAUAAAUUAAAACAAAUUAAUUUCGAUAAUUUAUUUAUUUUUUUCUUUCUGGAAAUUUAAUUUUCUUAUAAAUUUUGUUAAUUUUUUCAACGAUUUUUGCUGAUCAACUACAUGUGGGUGAUGCACUAAUUUUUUUUGUUUUAAUUAUUAUCAUUAAAUGUUUAAAUAAAUUGUAAAUAAUAAUUUUUUUUUCAAGUAUUUAUCUCACCCUUUUUGUCCGUACGAUGAGUCGUAUAAUAAAUAUAAUAAUGUAUACUUGGUUUGCUGUUUAUAUUUUACAUUUUUUUAAAUUAAUUUACUUAGUUUUUUUUUUUAUUUUUUUUCAAUCAACUAUUCGAUAUCUUAUUGUCGUGCAAACUGUUUCUUGUAUUUUAAUUAAUAUAUAUUAUUUUCAUCGCAUGAUUUUAUAUUGUGAUGCUGGAAAGGAGACCUCGAAAUUUAAAUAUACAAAUUGAAAAAUAAAAGCUUGUAUUUUAUUUAUUAUUGAAAUUAAAUUUAUAAGGUGACAAGUAAAAUUAUCAUAAAUAAAUAUUGAUAAAUUAUUUAUUUUUCUGUACUACUUUUAACUUGUAAUUUUAUUUUUAUCUACAAUCACUUGAAAGUGUAGCACACACUCAGAUCAAUUAUUUUUUAAAAUAAUAAAUUUAUUUAUUUUUUUUUUCAAUUUAAAAAUGAAAAUAUCAAUUUUUUAAUUAUUCCAGAUAUGUGUUGAGAUAAUUUACACUGUUAUUAAAAUAAAUAAAAUUUUUUAAAACUUCAAAGUGCAUUUGAAAUAAAUUUUUAAAAGUAAUCCAUAAAUUAUGACGCUUUUUUUUUGUAUUUUUUUGUUUUUUGUUUAUAAAAAAACACACAGUCAUCUUCACACAAAAUUUAUAAAUUGCAUACGUAUAUUGUUUAAGCUUUUAAAUAAUGUUGAAUUGUAUUUUUCAUCUAAACUUGCCACCAAAAUUAGAACCAAUAUAUUAUUUUUUUUAUCCCAAGUUUAACUUGAUUUCAAUAUAUAAAUAGAUUAUCAAAUUCUGUCAUUAUUUUAUUUAUAUUUUUUCUAUUCAGUAUUUUAACUUAAUGUUAUUAAAUUAAUUGAUUGUUUAAUUAAUUUUUUUUAUUAUUUCUGUCCCCUUUCAAUUGCCAGAGAGGGUUUUUACAACAUCACGAUGGUAACAAACAUACAACUGUUUUAUUUCCAACGAAAAAAAGAAAAAAAUAAUUAUUAAUCAUGCUCUCAGUUUUUUUUUUUUUAUUUAUUCGUAUAAUAUAUAUUACGCAUUUUUAUAUUUAUUAAAUUAUUAGUUACUAUGUGUCAUUUUUUAAAUUUAUUUAUAUUAAUUUCUUUUUUAUUAUUACGAUUUUUAUCUAAGUGUGUCCAGUUGUCUUUAAUCCCCCUCACGUUGCACGAGUUUGGUUUUUUUUUUUUUUCGUUUUUCCUACUUGUGUUUUGUCUAACUAUUUUUUUAAACUGAUUUUUUUUUUAUAUUUAAUUUA
Molecule: messenger RNA, 3896 nt
Organism: Aphidius gifuensis
Lineage: Eukaryota; Metazoa; Arthropoda; Insecta; Hymenoptera; Braconidae
Product: glutaryl-CoA dehydrogenase, mitochondrial
Exons: 8
Coding region: 320-1594 (424 amino acids)
Biological process (GO): fatty-acyl-CoA biosynthetic process; fatty acid beta-oxidation using acyl-CoA dehydrogenase
Cellular component (GO): mitochondrial inner membrane
Molecular function (GO): fatty-acyl-CoA binding; flavin adenine dinucleotide binding; glutaryl-CoA dehydrogenase activity
Source: RefSeq, a predicted model, not a curated record